Messenger RNA from Acanthochromis polyacanthus (spiny chromis), 750 nucleotides. RefSeq names its product homeobox A9b (gene hoxa9b). Gene Ontology annotation, molecular function: RNA polymerase II cis-regulatory region sequence-specific DNA binding; DNA-binding transcription factor activity, RNA polymerase II-specific. Gene Ontology annotation, cellular component: nucleus. NCBI's taxonomy places the organism in Eukaryota, Metazoa, Chordata, Actinopteri, Pomacentridae. The transcript is spliced from 2 exons. The record is from RefSeq and is a predicted model, not a curated record. Bases 1 to 750 code for a protein of 249 amino acids. Gene Ontology annotation, biological process: DNA-templated transcription; proximal/distal pattern formation; embryonic skeletal system morphogenesis.
AUGUCGACGCUGGGAACGAGUUAUUAUGUCGACUCGCGCAUUCUCCCCGAGCAGGAAGACAUGGCACCGAGGUACUCAUCAGCUGCAGGGGUGGAGCAGGCGGUGGUCACCGAAUAUGGCGGACAGGAGUCGUGCCCCUUGCAAGGGAAAUCGUCUAUUUUUGGUGGAUCUUGGAGCAGCAUCUCGGCCCACCCUCCGAAUACGACCACCCCGACCUAUAUACAUCACCACUACACGAGCGGGGACAGCGAUGGCAUGUUUACGCGCUCCUGGGCGUUGGAUCCGGUCUCCGCGUCCCUGUGUUUGACGGGAUUACCAUCGACAGCCAUGCAUUAUGAGAUAAAACCCGAGCCCCUGAUUGGGAGCGCCGAAUGCACGACUCUGGAGACGCACACACCUCUUUUGUCUGACAUUGAAAACGGAGCAUCCCUUGCGGAGAUUCCCUGCGAAACCACGUCGGAAGCCACCGAGGAUCACCCGUUGGGAGAGGAAAAAAGGGAGACUGACGCAAAUAACCCUUCAUCCAACUGGCUCCACGCAAAGCCCACCAGGAAAAAGCGCUGCCCCUACACAAAGCAUCAAAUCCUCGAACUGGAAAAGGAGUUUCUGUUUAACAUGUACCUCCCCCGGGAUCGUAGAUACGAGGUAGCCAGACUGCUGAAUCUGACCGAGAGACAGGUAAAAAUCUGGUUUCAGAACCGCAGGAUGAAGAUGAAGAAAGAAAACAAAGACCGGCGGAGAGACAGUUAA